Messenger RNA from Trichomonas vaginalis G3, 1044 nucleotides. RefSeq names its product spectrin binding. Lineage: Eukaryota; Parabasalia; Trichomonadida; Trichomonadidae. The record is from RefSeq and is a predicted model, not a curated record. The transcript has a single exon. Bases 1 to 1044 code for a protein of 347 amino acids. Gene Ontology annotation, molecular function: protein binding.
AUGGUUUUCCGUGAUUACAUUAUUAAAUUAUUGACGUACAUGACCAAAACAAAGCGCCUUAAAUAUAAUAUUAUUGUAGAUUUUUUCCAAGCUUUGGAUUGCCCCAUUCCCGAGAACGCAGAAAAGGAAUUUCAGGAGUACUAUGAACGCGUUGCCUCACUCCCCAAUAAACCAAAAGAGAUCGACGAUAUUUAUCCGCCAAAAUCCGUCGCUUACGCAAUUGUUCAUGAUGAUGUUGACACAUUCCGGUCUUACUUUCUGAGCGACAAGAAUAAUCAGACUGAGUUUUAUAAUCAAACUGUAGUCUUCCAGGGUAAUAAUUUGACUUAUAUCCACUUGGCGGCUCAAACAUGCGCAGUUAACUGUUUUACCUUCCUUCUGAACUAUUAUCCAACAUACGAUGAUGACCUACUUGAUUCAGCAGUAAUAGGCGGCAAUAUGGAUAUUAUUCAGUUAGUCCUGAAAAAUCCAAAUCUCCAGCUAAAGAACCACCUUAGAACUGCUAUUAUAUAUCAUCAAAAUAAUGUCGUCGGAAAGAUAUUUAAGGAAUCUUCGGAAGAAUUUCUCAAUAUCGACCUGCAGUUCUGCAUUUCAACAAUGAACCGAUCAAGUUUGUAUCUCAUUAUUAAAGAAAUGUCAAGACUUGAAUGCAUUGAUCGCAGAGAUUCCAAUUUACAAACAGCACUUAUCGUCGCGACUCGUUUGGGCGAACUCGAUAUCGUCGAAUACUUACUCGAAUGCAAAGCGGAUAUCGAAGCUAAGGAUGCAAUCGGCGAGACCGCUUUAUUAACGGCCGCAACUUACGGACAUUUUAAUGUUGUAUGCUUAUUAGUUACUAAAGGCGCCAACAUUGAAGCCCAAGAUAAGUACCUAUGGACACCACUUAUGGCGGCGUGCGCAAAUGGUUACGAGGAUAUUGUACGAAUCCUAAUUUCAACUGGCGCAAAUCCAAAUGCAAGAGAUAUCAUGGGUAAAUCAUGUUACGAAAGGGCAAAACCUAAUAUCCAAAUGAUGCUCAACAUAUCUGGUGAACGCCAGCCUUAA